Molecule: messenger RNA, 477 nt
Organism: Mucor velutinosus
Lineage: Eukaryota; Fungi; Mucoromycota; Mucoromycetes; Mucorales; Mucoraceae
Exons: 1
Coding region: 1-477 (158 amino acids)
Source: RefSeq, a predicted model, not a curated record
AUGCGUUUUGCGUUCACAUUUGCCAUCAUCGCCUUUAUUGUCACAUUGACAUGUUUCCAGCAAGUAGCUGCUCGUAAAGGAGGAAUUACAGACAAGCGUAUAUUAAAAAAGCUUGAACGACGUCAAAGUGCUGCCGCUGCCUCUGCUGCUGGUCCACCAGGCCCACCAGGCCCUAAAACCUGCCCUAACCCAGCUAAUCCUCAAGACCCAGCAUGCCCUCCUCCAGUUACAGCUCCAGCAGUUCCUGGACUUGUUGUUCCACCUAUCCCACCUCUUCCAGCCGCUCCUGCUUUGCCUGUACCUGGAUUGCCCGGUGUACCUUCUGCUCCAGCACUUCCAGACCUCUCAACUGCUCUUCCUGCUGCAUUGCCAGGUCUUCCUGCUGUUCCAGCACUUCCUGCCACUCCUGCACUUCCAGAUAUCUCCACUACAGUAGCUGGUCUUCUUGGUCCAGGAGGAGGCCAAGAGGAUGCCUAA